Messenger RNA from Gaeumannomyces tritici R3-111a-1, 2229 nucleotides. Its product is annotated as endoplasmic reticulum-Golgi intermediate compartment protein 3. Gene Ontology annotation, cellular component: COPII-coated ER to Golgi transport vesicle; endoplasmic reticulum membrane; Golgi membrane. NCBI's taxonomy places the organism in Eukaryota, Fungi, Ascomycota, Sordariomycetes, Magnaporthales, Magnaporthaceae. The record is from RefSeq and is a predicted model, not a curated record. The coding region runs from base 364 to 1698 and encodes 444 amino acids. Gene Ontology annotation, biological process: endoplasmic reticulum to Golgi vesicle-mediated transport; retrograde vesicle-mediated transport, Golgi to endoplasmic reticulum. The transcript is spliced from 3 exons.
AUUGGCCCACCCCUGGACGCGAAUGUGGAUAAUGCGAAGGUGGCCUUUUGGUGCCGCCGAGCAAUUGGGAAUUGGGGCUGCUUCGAUUCCGAGCUGAGCAGGAGUUUCGAUUUGGAGGUGCGCGAACGUGGAAGUAUCUCUCAGCCGGGCCGUUUGCUGGCUUCAAUUGCGCCCGCGUGAUAGAAACACAUUGGUCGCAUUUCCAUACAUUCGAUCCUCUGCCCACGCCCGUCGUCCUGGCCCGACCGACCGCACAGCAGAGAGAGCCAAGCCGCCCAUCAGCCUCACUGCCCUCGAGGGGAGACGACGUUGCGCCUGCACCCCUGAGCGCGACACAAAGCCCGCCAUCGCCGAUUCGAAACCAUGGCACCCAAGUCGAGGUUCACAAGGCUCGACGCCUUCACAAAGACCGUCGAGGACGCGAGGAUCAGGACGACCUCGGGUGGCAUCAUCACCAUAGUCUCGCUGAUCGUCGUGCUCUACCUAGCGCUAGGAGAAUGGUCCGACUACCGCAGGAUAGCGAUACAUCCCGAGCUCGUGGUCGACAAGAGCAGAGGUGACCGAAUGGAGAUCCAUCUCAACAUAACCUUCCCACGGAUGCCUUGCGAACUCCUUACGCUGGACGUCAUGGACGUGUCGGGCGAGCAGCAGCACGGAGUGCAACACGGCGUGGUCAAGGUCCGCCUGCAGCCGCAGUCGGAGGGCGGCGGCGUCAUCGACGUCAAGGCGCUCUCGCUGCACGCCGACGAGGACUCGGCCACGCACCUGGACCCCAAGUACUGCGGCCCCUGCUACGGCGCCCCCGCGCCCAGCAACGCCGCCAAGGCCGGGUGCUGCAGCACGUGCGACGAGGUGCGCGAGGCGUAUGCGCAGGCGUCGUGGGCGUUUGGCAGGGGCGAGAACGUCGAGCAGUGCCUGCGCGAGCACUACGCCGAGCGCCUGGACGAGCAGCGCCAAGAGGGCUGCCAGAUCGCCGGCAGCCUGCGCGUCAACAAGGUCAUCGGCAACUUCCAUCUCGCCCCCGGCCGCAGCUUCAGCAACGGCAAUAUGCAUGUGCACGACCUCAAGAACUACUGGGACACCCCUGUCGACGGCGGCCACUCUUUCAGCCAUGUCGUGCACUCCCUCAGCUUCGGCCCGCAGCUACCCCUCGAGGUACAGAAGCGCCUCGACAGGGGCAGGUCGCUGCCCUGGGCCGACCACUCGCACCAGCUCAACCCGCUCGACGGAACGAGCCAGGAGACGGCCGACCCCAACUUCAGCUUCAUGUACUUCCUCAAGAUCGUCCCUACUUCGUACCUCCCCCUCGGCUGGGAGGGGCGUCGGGCCAAGAUUGCCACCGGCAACCACGACAAGGACUCAUGGGUUGGCACCUAUGGCUACUCUCCCGACGGCGCCGUCGAGACGCACCAGUACUCGGUCACCAGCCACAAGCGCAGCCUGGCGGGCGGCGACGACGCGGCCGAGGGCCACCAGGAACGCCUUCACUCCAAGGGCGGCAUCCCGGGUGUUUUCUUUUCCUACGACAUCUCCCCGAUGAAGGUCAUCAACCGGGAGGAGCGACCCAAGACGUUUGCGGGUUUCCUGACCGGCCUGUGUGCCAUUCUCGGCGGUACUCUGACGGUUGCCGCCGCGGUGGACCGGACCUUUUAUGAGGGCGCGACUAGGCUGAAGAAGAUGCGCUCCAAGGACCUCUGAACAGUCAGUGUACAAAUGAGGUGGACCGGAAGUGGGCGUGUUGGUGCCCUGUGAAAGUCAGAUGCGGGAUACAGCGCAGCGAGAAUACAGGCCAGAAAAAGAAGGGGAUUCCAAGUAUAAAAUUAGUUCAUACUACUGGGUGGGUUUUGUCAGUUUCUUUACAGUGGUUCACGAGCUUGCUCUUGUUUCUUUCUCGCAUAGUCUGUGGAGUUGGUAUUGGAUCCGAAUAUAGUCGCAACUCGACGAACCCAAUGGGCGUCUGGGGCCAUCCCAAACUUGUGCUUGAUCGUUUCGAAAGUUGCGACGUCUCACGAAUCAGUCACCUCUUCCUUCUCGGCUAGGUAGUUGCACUCGAUUCAAUCAUGAACCUGACAGGCAGCUCACGACAGACGAGCCAAAUACAGCUGGGGAUUGUGGUGGAUGAUGGCGCGGGAGCGCAUGUUGUUCGUGCAGUCGCCGGGAUUCACGCAGCUGCAACGAGCGAGGCGGCCCCCUCGGUGGUCCCUGCGCAGCCAGGCCCUUGGCGUUGCG